Messenger RNA from Daktulosphaira vitifoliae (grape phylloxera), 2304 nucleotides. Its product is annotated as homeobox protein OTX1 A-like. Gene Ontology annotation, cellular component: nucleus. Gene Ontology annotation, biological process: regulation of transcription by RNA polymerase II. The record is from RefSeq and is a predicted model, not a curated record. Lineage: Eukaryota; Metazoa; Arthropoda; Insecta; Hemiptera; Phylloxeridae. Gene Ontology annotation, molecular function: RNA polymerase II cis-regulatory region sequence-specific DNA binding; DNA-binding transcription factor activity, RNA polymerase II-specific. The annotation marks the transcript as partial. The transcript is spliced from 7 exons.
UCCAAACGAAUUCUUGUAAAGUCAUGGCAAAAAAAUGAUGCGAAAAUUGCUCGUGCGCUCUUUAAUAGGUGUCAUCGACAUCUUAUGUGGCCAAAUACUCUGUCCUCUGGAUGCAACCAGGAGAGCGGGGAGUUAGGUUUCCCUGCUACUGCGUUUGCUAGCACUGCAACACCAGGUUCCAUGGGCCCGUACCACUUAAAAGCACCGUACGCUGUCAACAGCAUUGGCUUGGCCAUGGACUCGUUACAAACAUCCAUGGGCUGCUAUCCUGCAGGUCAGAACUACCACCACUCUACCACUCUGUCCUUAUUCAAUCACCUGGGUAAUCCUAGGAAACAAAGGAGAGAACGUACGACGUUUACAAGGACACAACUGGACGUUUUAGAAACGUUAUUCGCCAAAACCAGAUAUCCAGACAUAUUUAUGAGAGAAGAAGUAGCACUGAAAAUUAACUUGCCGGAAUCCAGAGUACAAGUUUGGUUUAAAAACCGGAGAGCCAAAUGCCGCCAGCAGGUGAAGCAAAAUCAACAACAACACCAAAAUGGAACGGAAAAGACUUCAUCGAGAAAUUCCGGUAGUCACCACCAGCAGUCAGGCGGUGGAAACGGAUCGUCUGGUCUAAAAUCAUCAAAGUCUAUCAAUAACGGUCCACCAGCCGGUAAUGGUGGGGUGGUGUCGUCUACAGUCAACAAGAUGUCACCAUCUAACGUGUUGUCUAACAACGGCGUAGUUAAUGGAGCCGGCGGCGGUGGUGCUGGUGGUAGUGUUGGCGGUGAUAUCUCCAUCAUUACUAGUUCAGCUGAUAACUCGCCGGUAACGGGUACAUCGCUGACCACGACGCCACUUCACCGAGAAUCGCCCGGUUGCACUUACAUCAAACCUAUAUUGAGUGGUACCCCGCCCAUAUCUUCUGUUUAUUCAAGUUCCGGAGGAAAUACACCGGGAUCGAUUUGGAGUCCUGCUAUUACUGAACCGUGUUUGGACCUGCACCAUAGGUCACCAGCGGGUUCAGUUAGUGGUUACUCGACUAAUGGUAGUGGUGGAAGUAUUAACAGUACGGGCAGUAAUUGUUAUUCUUCUGGUGCGCCGGCGCCCCACCACCAUCAUCAUCAUCAACACCAUCAUCCUUCAGCGCACCAUCACACGCAUCAUCAAAACUACGGCGGAUAUUAUUCAAAUAUGGACUAUUUAACACCAGCUAUGUCUCACCAAACUUCUGAAAAUGGUUCAGAACCAGGUUGGGUAAAGAGAGAAGAUCCAUCAUGGUUUUACAAUUCAGGUGGAUGGGAAAGAAAAUAAAAAUGCCACUGAAUAUAGACAACUCCUUAAAUAAAAUCUGAUACUAAAUGAUUUUUGAUGGCCGACGUAUGUUGAAGGAUUAUUUGAAAUAAUAGCAGUUACAAUAAUUUAAGACUAACAAAUUGUUAUUUCGACUAUUAUUGUUUACAUUUUGCGAAAAAUCUUAGUGAUCUCUAUGUAAGAUAAAUUCAAUGUAAAACUAAUAUUGCUUUAGUACAUACCUUUGUUUUCACCUUUUGAUUAAUGUUACUAUUACUCCUAAAAAUAUUUUUAAAAAGUAACAGAAAUACUUAAAAAACAAGUGAAAAAAUAAUUCAAAACUUUUGAAGUUAAUUUUAUUUUUAUUGCUAUCAGCGAUUUUGAAUUGGAUUAUUGUAAAUAUUCCGUUAUCUAAAUUUAUUUGUAUGCAUUUAUUGUACAUAAUACUUUAAACGGAUUAUAUUUUUGAAAAAGCAAGAUUAUUAACGUCUUAUGAAUAUUUACGUCGAACAUUGGUAAAAGUUGUAUGAAUAUAAAAAAAUUUAGUAAAAUAAUAUGAUUGUUAUUACGAAUUGUGUGUAUUCUGUUCUGAGAAUGUGUAUAAUAAUUUGCAUACUCUUACCCCGUGAUUUAAAUGUGAAUAAAGUUGUAAUGUAUUUGUAUCUAAUUUUUUGGUUGUAAAACAUUAAUUUACGUUUCUUACUUGAAAAUUGAAUGCAUUUUACUGCAAAAAAGAAUUCUAGUAUUAUUUAUAUGAACUGUAACUAUGAUAAUAUUAUAAUAAUACUAAUUUAUAUUGAAAUGAUUAGUUGAUAAGUGUACAUUAAUUUCUAGUUAAUUUGUAAGUUUUUAAUUUGAUUUAUUUACUAUUGAGUAGAUCUUUUUGUUUAAAAACGUACUGUGUUCCAAAACAUCGUUUUCCGAAUAGUUUUAUUAUAACAUACUGUAUUGUACAUUUUAUACAUAUUAUAUAUAUAAAUAUAUACAGAAAAAGAGAAAUCAAUAUAAAAAAUCUUAAGAUAAUGA